AAGGGUAGAGGGAACUAGGGAGAGGAAGGGACAAGGCCCAGCAGAGUCAGGAGCAGACCCCAGGUCUCCUGAGGCCCAGUCCUGUGUUCUAGCCACCAGGCUGUGCUGCCUCCUUUAAUCUCACCUGUAGCUAAAUCGGUGCAGCUCUGUGUGUAGACAAGCCCCAGGUUUAGCUAAAUCAGUUCAAAGCGGACCUAAGCCAGUGCUAAACUGGUUGAGGUUCACCUUUGCUGGGGGCUUGCAGUGGUUUAACAGGGCUGAUUUAAAAUUAAUUUUGUUAAGCCAGUACAGUUUCUUUCCUAUAAAGAAGACCAGUGAUGAGCUGGAGUUUGCACCAAACUAAUAUACAAUUUAACCCUAUUUCAAACUCAGCUGGUGCAAACCCUGGCUUGCCCUUGUCUAUUGUUCAGGAUCAGUGCUGGCGCAGCUACAGUGAUGGCUGCAUCAGGACUAGUCCUAAACAGACAAGGCCUGCAGACUUGUGGUGUCUCCACUAGUGAGUUUAUUAUUUGUUUUAUUAUUUUUUUAGUUAAUGGCCGUACUGUAAGAAACUUACACUGGAACCUGUACCCCUUGUCGUCUCCUAUUUCUCUGCCUCCCAGCUUUUUCUAUAUCUUUUCCCUUUGGCCUGAAACUCUCAUUCACAGUUUAAGCCCAAAGAUAUGUGGGUUUGAUUUUUUUUUUUUUAACUUCCCUUUCAUUUUGGAGGAUGCAGAAAUUUUACAGAACCAUCGGGGCAGGACACAAAAUGUUUGUUUUUAAUUUUUUUAUUUUAACCCUCAAAGAUGUGCUCUGGAGCUCAGAAUUUAAACUUGUCCUGCAGAGUCCUAAGUGUUGAUUACAGCCUUUGACAUGUCUGAAGUAAAAUGUUGCAUUGGUCAUGGCAGUUGCCUGUUGUAAUUCUUUGCGAUGUUACUUGCUUUGGCAGACAAUCCAGGAAGUCUGCAGCUCAGAUUUUCUCAGGAUCUUCCAAGUGCAAUUCUACUUUGAAAAUUGACUGUAAAAAUGGCAUCAUGAGACAUGGAGACAAGGAAAUUAGAUGGAAGUUUCUUUAAAACUGCCCUGAAUAAAGAUGAAGUUGAAAAUAUUCUCAGUGAAAUUAGUAAUCUUAAAAUGACUGAGAGAGGGAAUGGCAAUAAAAAUAAUGAAGUCAAAUGUGAAAGCCUUUGUCCAGCUCCUCAGAACAUUCGGUGUCUUGGUCUGCAAACUCCAAGAACUCCUGCUCCAGGGAUCCUACAACUGUUGCCAUCUCAAUCAUCUGAUUUCAUGGGAGAAGAAUAUUACUCUUCAAAAAAAAUCCCCAAAUUAGGAGAAUGGAGUAUAACAACUCUUAAAGACAAUAUUAUUCCCACAGGGAGAGAACUUCCUCGUACCCCAUUCUGCACAAAUCAACAAGGGAAAUUGUUACUAGAAUCUUUAAAGGACGAUACAGUACUGAAUGAGAGACAUUCAACAGGUGUCGUUGGACCUAGUCAUUCAGAAUGUGAAACACUUAAGUUACAGAUUGAUGCUGAUGUGCUGGAGAAACUUUUGAGGGAGGAGACUUCUGUAAAGACUCGUGCCUCAAAUGCAUGGGUUUACACUAGGAAAAAAGAUUCCAUUUGCCAAUGUAUGCAGCAGCCUGAUGACAACCACAUCAUCUCUGGCCAUACAGAAAAUGGCAAGGAGGUGGCACCACCUCUAGUUGAGGAUGAGGUAGGAUGUCUUCUUUCAGUUACUUUAGAGCUACUAUUGUGUCUUGUGCAAAUAAUGGUCUUAUAA
Molecule: messenger RNA, 1761 nt
Organism: Terrapene triunguis (Three-toed box turtle)
Lineage: Eukaryota; Metazoa; Chordata; Testudines; Emydidae
Exons: 2
Coding region: 1021-1761 (246 amino acids)
Source: RefSeq, a predicted model, not a curated record